This is a messenger RNA of Chenopodium quinoa (quinoa), 1990 nucleotides long. RefSeq names its product probable xyloglucan endotransglucosylase/hydrolase protein 28. Lineage: Eukaryota; Viridiplantae; Streptophyta; Magnoliopsida; Caryophyllales; Amaranthaceae. The record is from RefSeq and is a predicted model, not a curated record. The transcript has 4 exons. Gene Ontology annotation, cellular component: apoplast; cell wall. Gene Ontology annotation, molecular function: xyloglucan:xyloglucosyl transferase activity; hydrolase activity, hydrolyzing O-glycosyl compounds. Gene Ontology annotation, biological process: cell wall biogenesis; xyloglucan metabolic process. The coding region runs from base 526 to 1548 and encodes 340 amino acids.
UUAAUUCAAUUCGGCUCAACACCAAUCAGUUUAGUUCAAUUGAUAUCAGAUAUUUGAUGUGCCAAGCCAAACUACUUCAUUGUUGCUACAUGCUACCCUUGGAAACUUGGAAUUGCUCUUGCCUUCACUUAUACUUAACCCAGUUACCAAAAACACCCCACUAGAAGAAGAGCUAGGAACUUUCACAUUUUACCAUUAAAAACAAAAAACAAACCCAAAAAUGAAAUAAAAAUUAAAAAUAUCAUAUUUCUUCCAUAAAAUAAUAAAACUUCCAAAAAAUAAAAAUAAAAAAGGGUAAAGGGUAGAAAAACUCACUACCACCACCCUCCACCAAUAAAACCAUUUCUCCUCACACUCACAGUGUCUCUUUCUCACUUACCCUUUUUUGCUCCUCUCUUUCUCUCUCAUUCAUUCUUCUCCAACAUUCUUUUUCUUUUGUUCAGAAAUUUGCCUGGUUUAGGAGGGUUUAGUAUCAUCACCUAAACAAUAAACCUUCUUUUUUUGUACACAAUAAAAGUGAAAAUAAUGGGGUGUUUUAGAAAUAGAUUAAUUUCAACAUUUUUGCUAAUUUUUUGUAUUUUUAAGGAGAUAAUUGCUAAUUCUGAGGUAAUUAGUAAUAAUAAUCUACCCAUAAUCUCAUUUGAUGAAGGCUAUUCCCAUCUAUUUGGAGAUGAUAAUCUUAUGGUUGUUAGAGAUGGAAAAUCUGUUCUUCUUUCUCUUGAUGAAAGAACAGGUUCUGGAUUUGUGUCACAUGACCUCUACUUACAUGGGUUUUUCAGUGCUUCGAUUAAAUUACCUUCUGAUUAUACUGCUGGGAUUGUCGUUGCCUUCUAUAUGUCUAAUGGUGAUAUGUAUGAGAAAAAUCAUGAUGAGAUCGAUUUCGAGUUCUUAGGGAACAUCCGAAGCAAGGAAUGGAGGGUUCAGACCAAUGUGUAUGGAAACGGUAGCACGAGUGUAGGUAGAGAAGAGAGAUACACAUUGGGGUUUGACCCUUCGGACGAAUUUCAUCGUUACAGCAUUCUGUGGACAGAGGAUCAAAUAAUAUUUUAUGUGGAUGAUGUUCCCAUUAGGGAGAUAAACAGGACAGCAGCAAUGAAGCGUGAUUUCCCUUCGAAACCUAUGUCAUUGUAUGCUACAAUAUGGGAUGCCUCAACUUGGGCCACCAAUGGUGGGAAGUAUAAAGUGGACUAUAGGUAUGCCCCUUAUGUUGCUCAAUUCUCCGACCUCGUUCUCCAUGGUUGUGCCGUUGAUCCAAUAGAACGGUCUCGAAAAUGUGAUGAUAUUUCAUUGAUUGAUGGCUCAAUACCAAGUGGCAUCACCCCUUCACAAAGGAUCAAGAUGGCAAACUAUAGGAAGAAAUAUUUGACCUACUCGUAUUGUUAUGACAAGGCCCGGUACAAGACUCCUCCUAGCGAGUGUAUUCUUGAUUCUCGGGAGGCUGACCGCUUGAAGAAGUUCGACCCUGUCACAUUUGGAGGAGGACGCCGCCACCAUGGGAGGCGUCAUCACCACCGUGGUACCACCAAAAACGCCAAGGCUUCGAUUUAAGUGGAUAGAUUAUCAUAUCACACACCAUUGCCAGCCACAAUUUCUCCUACUAGAUUAUGGAGUAUUAUUUUUGGUCCAUGGAUGUUGGUCUCAUAUCUCAUCAAUGUUUAUUUUGGAUAAUAUUUGUCUUUAGGGGGUCCUAUCUUUGGUUCACAUGAAUAUAGAGGAAAAAGACAAAAAAUAAGGGAAAAAAAAAGUAACAGUGCGCAUAAAUAUGUUAAUGGGUUAGGUAUCAAGUUUUUUAUAUUAUAAGCGGGUUCAUAAUAUGUUAUGUAAAUAAUUGUUACAUUGUUGUUGGAUUUUGUUUGAAGAUAUGCCCAUUCAUGGCUUUUAUUCCUUAAUAAUUUUAUUAUUUUCUUUUUAAAUAUUGUAAGGUCGGUCGUAUUGUGUAUUUGUGUUUUAUGUCUUGUGAUUUUAAUAAAUUUUUAGCGUCUUAUGUUGA